Molecule: messenger RNA, 717 nt
Organism: Symbiodinium necroappetens
Lineage: Eukaryota; Dinophyceae; Suessiales; Symbiodiniaceae
Source: the annotation of a GenBank genome assembly
AUGCGCGGCUUUUUGGCAUCGCGGAUUGCGCAGUUUCUGCUCAAUCUGCACGGGCAACGAAGACCUAUCUUCCUGUCCCGGCACGGCCAGUCUGAGUACAACCGAUUAGGCAAGAUAGGUGGGGACUCCGUGUUGACAUCGCACGGGGAGGAGUACGCCACCGCCCUUGCCGACUGGGUGGACAAAGAGGUGAAGAUAGACGCUGCCGGAAAACCCCGGCCUGCCCGGCUCUGGACUUCGUCGCUGAAGCGCACGAGGCUUACAGCCAGACAUAUCCGACACGACAGUCUGACGUUGCCGUCUGGCACGCAGUGGGUACAGAUGCGGCCAAAGAUGUUCCGUAAUCUAGAUGAGAUAUACGCCGGUCUCUGCGAUGGGAUGACCUACGAGGAUGCUUCCGAGCUCGUUGUGCAUUGCGAAUUUUUGCCCACAUGUUUCUCACUUCUGUCCGAGAAGCCGAUUGAGAAGCACAACUGGUGUCUGCUUUCGCAAGCAUUGAAGGUGUGCUCGGAAUCUCGUUCUCGCUGCUUCCGCUUCUGGGAUGAUGACUGCUGCGGAUGCUUGAUUGUUGGUGGUGAGGGUCGUGUUGCCGCUGCUGUGUUGCAGGAGAUCGAGCGCGAAUAUCCAGAGGAAGCGACGGCGCGCAAAGGGGACAAGUCUCUUGUUGUGGCAAUUUCGCAGUUGACCUCGCAGCUAGGCACGCUCACGCAGGGAAGG